This is a messenger RNA of Triticum aestivum (bread wheat), 1353 nucleotides long. Its product is annotated as chitinase 2-like. The transcript has a single exon. Gene Ontology annotation, biological process: cell wall macromolecule catabolic process; defense response to fungus; chitin catabolic process. The record is from RefSeq and is a predicted model, not a curated record. NCBI's taxonomy places the organism in Eukaryota, Viridiplantae, Streptophyta, Magnoliopsida, Poales, Poaceae. Gene Ontology annotation, molecular function: chitin binding; chitinase activity. The coding region runs from base 55 to 1047 and encodes 330 amino acids.
CAUAAUCUAUCAGCUGCAGGUAUCAAGAUCAACCAGAUCGUGGCUACACUGAGAAUGAGAGGCCCGAGGAGGGUGGCGGCCAUCCUGGCCAUCGUCCUGGCGGCGGCGCUCGGCACGGCGGUCCGCGCCCAGCAGUGCGGCUCGCAGGCCGGCGGCGCGACGUGCCCGAACUGCCUCUGCUGCAGCCGCUUCGGUUACUGCGGCAGCACCUCCGACUACUGCGGCGCCGGCUGCCAGAGCCAGUGCAGCGGCUGCGGCCCCACUCCUCCUGGACCCAGCCCCGGCGGGGGCGUGUCGUCCAUCAUCUCCAGGGACAACUUCCAGCAGUUCCUGCUCCACAGCAACCAAUGCCAAGAUGCCGGCGGGUUCUACACGUACAACGCAUUCCUGGCUGCCGCCGCCGCGUUCCCGGCCUUCGGCACCACGGGGAGCACCGAGACGCGGAAGCAGAAGGUGGCAGCCUUCUUCGGGCAGACCUCCCAUGAGACCACCGGCGGGUGGGCCACCGCACCCGACGGCCCCUACUCCUGGGGAUACUGCUACAAGCGGGAGCUGGGCUCACCGCCCGACUACUGCCAGCCAUCGUCGGAGUGGCCGUGCGCGCAAGGAAGGCAGUACUACAGCCGCGGCCCCAUCAUGCUCUCCUGGAACUACAACUACGGCCCGGCGGGGCGCGCCAUUGGUGUGGACCUGCUGAACAACCCGGACCUGGUGGCCACGGAUGCCACGGUGUCGUUCGAGACGGCGUUGUGGUUCUGGAUGACGCCGCAAGCGAACAAGCCGUCAUCCCACGCCGUGAUCACCGGCCAGUGGACACCGACGGCCGCAGACAACGCGGCGGGAAGGGUGCUCGGGUACGGCAUCAUCACCAACAUCAUCAACGGCGGACUCGAGUGCGGCAGGGGGGCGGACAGUCGUGUUGCCGACCGGAUCGGGUUCUACCAGCGCUACUGCAACAUCCUUGGCGUCGGCUACGGGAGCAACCUCGACUGCUACAACCAGAGGCCCUUCGUCCAGGGGCUUUUGAUACAGCAAGUAACGCAGUAACAAGAUACUACUCCCUCCGUUCCGAAAUAAUUGUCUUUCUAGUCAUCUCAAUUGGACUACACAUACGGAUGUAUGUAGACAUGUUUUAGAGUGUAGUUUCACUCAUUUUGCUCCGUAUGUAGUCACUUGUUGAAAUAUCUAGAAAGACAAUUAUUUCGGAACGGAGGGAGUACGAUCUAAAUCUAAAGUCAGUCCUCGAUGCAUGCCUGUGUGCAUGUGAUUACUGAUAAAUAAUCUCGAGGAGUAGUCUAUGAGUAAAUAAAUGGAUGAAUAAACUUGCCGUUGUUGUGUGUCAGCAACCCCGCA